This is a messenger RNA of Ciona intestinalis (vase tunicate), 2247 nucleotides long. NCBI's taxonomy places the organism in Eukaryota, Metazoa, Chordata, Ascidiacea, Phlebobranchia, Cionidae. The record is from RefSeq and is a predicted model, not a curated record.
UUGGGGGAUUUUUUUGCUUGGGUUACUGAACUAACUAACUAAAGAAGUUACACGACUUAUUUUUUAUCUUAUCUGUUUAUUUUAAAGUUUUACCAUGAUGGACUUUGUACAACACGGGUUUCAAAUCACAAGUCAAUCUGUUAAAACAUCAAGUAGUAGCUACCCGCUUAAGGAGGAAGAUUUCCAUGAAGAAAGCUCUCUUGUAUAUUCACCACCAAGUCCAAUAUUAAGCAUCAAGGGGAAAGAAAAAGUAACCAAAACUAAAAUGCGCCAAAGGCAUAAAACAGAUACAGCGUUUUCUUCAUUAUUUAAAGCAGUUCCUCAAAUUAAGGAACAUUUUAUCGUGGAGCGACAAAUUGGAUGCGGAACAUUUAGUAAUGUGUAUUUGGCCAAGUUAAAGAACACACAUGAUACAAACCCUGCUCUAUUUGCUCUCAAACACAUAUUCUCUACUUCUCACCCAAAACGAAUUGAAAACGAAAUUAAAUGCUUGAAUGACAUCGGAGGUGAACUACAUGUGGUAGGAGUGGAGGGGUGUAUAAGAAACAACGGUGAAGUUGUAAUUAUAAUGCCCUAUAUCGCCCAUGAUAAGUUCACUGAGUUACUGAAUGAAUUAUCAUUAGAUGAAGUACGAGAUUACAUGCGCAAGUUACUUGAGUCUUUAUUGAGGGUCCAUCAGUUCAAUGUAAUACACAGAGAUGUAAAACCAAAUAAUUUUCUCUAUGAUCGAAAAACUAAAAGGUGUGGAUUGGUUGAUUUUGGUCUUGCACAAGAAUUGAAGACAAUAAACAAAAACACUCGACGGAACAGUUUGCCAAAUGUUGAAGCUUCUAAGAAACACACCCCACCCAACCCUAAAAGAAGAUGUCUUGCUGAAAUCCAACAAAGUCACCUCAGUGGGCGCAAUAUUUCAAUACAUCAACCUUCCAAAACACGGGUGUUACAACACUCUAAAAGCCACAGCAGUAUAACUAAUUGUUCGCCAAAGACUUUGACCUUGCAACAAAAAGUUCGAUACCUUUCGCUAACUUCACCAAAUGAAGUUAGAUCAUCGUUAUCAAGCAAAAAAAGAUCAUUCGCCAACCUUAAAGCUUCUAAAAAUACUGGGUCUAAUGUUUCAAACAGCAACCCUGAAAAAUCAUGCAGUUGUUUUGGAAAACUGAGUGUAUGCAAGCUAUGUUUAGCCAGACCUUCUCCAGUCGCACCACGAGCCGGUACUUCAGGUUUCCGGCCACCGGAGGUGCUGUUGAAAUAUCAAAACCAAACAACAGCUGUUGACAUCUGGUCUGCUGGUGUGAUCUUCUUAUCUUUACUAAGUGGCAGAUGUCCUUUCUUCCGUCCCUCUGAUGAUGUGGACUCACUUGCACAACUAACUCUUAUCUUUGGGAGCAAGAAGAUGACAGAUGUUGCAAGAAUCUGUGGCCGAACCUUUACUUGCUCCAACAAUUUCCCAGGAUACGAUUUGAAGGGGAUUGUCGUCAGUUUGCGGGAUCAAAAUAAUGACGGUCCAAGUCUUAGACCUUUGCCAAAACUACGGUCACCUUUAAAAGGUCAAAGAUCACCCUCAAAAGUUCAGAGGUCACCUUUGAAAGUUGAAAGGUCAUCUGAAGGUCAAAGGUCAUCGCUAAAGGUCACAGAUAUCCCGGACACAGCCUUCACGCUGCUAACCUCCAUGCUUGAUUGUAACCCCCACACCAGAUACACGGCACUCCAAUGUCUCAAUCAUGAAUUUUUCUUUACAACUUCGUAAACUCACAAAUAUCAAAACAAAGUUGGAAAAUUUUAAUUAAAAAACAUGAUUUUAUAAAACUCUCUUUUUAUAAAUGGUAAGAGAAAAUGAUUUUAUAGAAUUUUUAGUUCUAUUUAGUUGAAAAAAUACCGAUUUUAUAUUAUUUAGGUGUUUAAUGUUUUUUUAUUAUAGUGCUUUGUUUUUGUGUUGAAUAUUUGUAGUAUAUGCACACUGCCACGCAGUAAUAAACCAAAUCUGGUUUAUCUCCUAAAUCUCAUACCCUCUAGUUCUCAGCCCAUGCCUUAUAGAACUUCACCCUUUAUGAAAUAGAAUACUCACUACCAAGUUGUUAACUGCCAUUUUAAUUUAAUGAUAUAUUGAACUGCUUUUACUUCUAUCUUGUCUUUUUAUGAAAACUGCCAACGUUUUAGAGACAUUUUAUUAAUUCUUGCGUCGCUGUUGAGUUGUUGCAUAUUUUAUGAAGAUGUUUUUAUUAAACAAGCAAGUGUGAAAUAUUA